This is a messenger RNA of Trametes versicolor FP-101664 SS1, 942 nucleotides long. RefSeq names its product NAD-P-binding protein. Bases 1 to 942 code for a protein of 313 amino acids. The record is from RefSeq and is a predicted model, not a curated record. Lineage: Eukaryota; Fungi; Basidiomycota; Agaricomycetes; Polyporales; Polyporaceae. The transcript has 4 exons.
AUGUACUUCUAUACACUCUUCACUCAUAGGGUGCUUUUCCCAGGGAAGCCCUCGUGGACGCCCGACCACCUGCCCGACCUCUCGGCGAAGGUCGCCAUCGUCACCGGCGGUAACACGGGCAUAGGACGGGAGACAGUAAAGCGUCUACUCAUGAAGAACGCGAAGGUGUAUAUGGCCGCGCGCUCGAAAGAGAAGGCAGAACGAGCGAUCGCGGAGCUGCACGACGAGACGGGGAAGACAGCGCUGUUCCUGCCGCUCGACCUGAACGACCUGAAAUCGGUCCAGAAAGCCGUCGAGGAGUUCAAAUCACGGGAACCGCAGCUCGAUGUGCUUAUCCUGAACGCGGGGGCUCUCUUCCCCUCUAAAGAAGCACAAGUCACCGCGCAGGGCUACGAUGCCACCUUCGGAAUCAACGUGAUCGGACACUUCCUUCUCGUUCGCUUGCUCUAUCCCAUCCUCUCAGCCUCCGGCACCAAGCCCGACCCCUCACGCAUUAUCUGGGUCUCCUCCAUGGCAAACCACCUGCCCUCCGAACUCAGUUACGACGCCUUCCGCGACGGGCCCGCGCGCAAGAAAGCCGACCCGUUCGUCAUCUACGGGGAGAGCAAGCUCGCAGCGGUCAUGCUGAGCACAUAUCACGCCCGGACCAGCUUGGAAGACAACGUCGCCUCGAUCGCCAUCGAUCCUGGCUGCAUCAAGAGCAGCCUGUACCGAUCGAGCCCAUGGCACUUGCGACUCUUCGAUCGCUAUUAUUGGUACCCGGUCGAGUACGGUGCGGUAAGCUCCCUGUAUGCGGCGGGCGAACCAGGCGCUGCAGAGCGCAAUGGCAAGUAUCUGCAACCUUGGGCGCGACUUGCUGAACCCAAUAAGGUGGCGUUGGACGUAGGCGAGCAGGAGAAGCUUUGGACGUGGCUCGAGGAGCAAGUCAAACCCUAUCUCUAG